Melanotaenia boesemani (Boeseman's rainbowfish) is the source of this 1100-nucleotide messenger RNA. RefSeq names its product mitochondrial ribosomal protein L1 (gene mrpl1). The transcript has 9 exons. The coding region runs from base 94 to 1047 and encodes 317 amino acids. NCBI's taxonomy places the organism in Eukaryota, Metazoa, Chordata, Actinopteri, Atheriniformes, Melanotaeniidae. The record is from RefSeq and is a predicted model, not a curated record.
CAACCUUAAAUAAGCAAGAAGACGAGCUGCUCGGGCGGAACUUCUGUUUAGCCGCUGUUGUUUACGCACGGACAAGUUGCGAAAUUCCCAGACAUGGCAACCUGCACACGGACUGCGUGGAAAGUUUUAGCAGGAUGCCAGAGGCAGCUGCUGAUCACCGGCGGGCCCACCUGCACAGGUGUGCUGCAAACUGCACCCAGAAACACACCAGUCAGGACCUUCGCAGCCGUAAAGGCGCUAAAAAAAAACAAAAAAAAAGAAGAUGCACAGAAGGAGGUGAAGAAAGAGAAGAGGGUCAUUGAUGAUAAAGACAGGCACAAGCCUAUUGGGUUGACGGCGUGGGUGCCUGUGGAUGACGUGUACAUUAAGCGGUACUAUCCCCGGACCGUCCACGGCGCAGCCGACGCCGUCAACAUGCUGAAGAAAUUCCAGGCGCUGGAUUUCACCCCCCUCAAUCAGCCCGUAUAUGUUGAUCUGAAGCUGGACAUGAAGCUGGAGAAGAAGAAAACCGUCAGCCCCUUCGUCAGCACGGUGCAUUUACCCCACCCGUUCAAGAUGGAGAUGAACAAAGUUUUAGUUUUCACUGAGGAUCCUAAUCAAGCCAAAGUUGCCCAGGAGAGCGGAGCAGUGUUUGCAGGGGGGGUGGAGCUCAUUCAGCCUAUCUUGGACGAUGAGAUUUCAGCUGACUUCUACGUAGCCGUCCCCGACAUCCUGCCGAAGCUCUUAUCUCUGAAAAACAAGCUGAGAAAGAAGUUCCCGAAGAGCAAGAGGGGCACAGUCAGCACCAACAUUCCCAAGACGCUGGAGAUGUUUAAAACGGGUCACGAGUACCUGGUGGAGAGUGACUGCUACGUCAGGACCCAGAUAGCCACACUGGACAUGCCCAGUGAGCACAUCUUUGCCAACCUGCAGACCCUCGUGACUGACGUCUGUUCCCACCGACCAGCUGACAUGGGACCCUUCAUUGAGCGAGCGAUCAUCAGCAGCCAGACCAGUGAGGCCAUUUGGUUCAAGAGUGAAGAUCUUCUGCCGACAACGGAGGAAUAAACUGGUUCAGAUUGUGUAAAUAAAGACUGUACUGAAUAAAGUUUCUGACUGAC